Messenger RNA from Diabrotica virgifera virgifera (western corn rootworm), 5245 nucleotides. Its product is annotated as laminin subunit gamma-1-like. Bases 308 to 5161 code for a protein of 1617 amino acids. The transcript is spliced from 16 exons. Lineage: Eukaryota; Metazoa; Arthropoda; Insecta; Coleoptera; Chrysomelidae. The record is from RefSeq and is a predicted model, not a curated record.
GCGAUCUCGUUCCGCAUAGCAGAGGUCGCAAUCCGUAAUCCCGCAACUUAUCGGUCCAUAUAUCUAAACAUUUGCAUACGCCGCGCGCUAGAAUGGACAGGAACUCAUCUUUAACUCGCCGAGUUCAAAAAUAAGGUGUGCAUCGCAUAAAGCCGAUAGGCCGCCGUAUUUUAAGCCGAUGUCUUGAUGUGUCCCAAAACCGUAACAACUCUUUUACACCGUGUUUUUAUUUUUACUGCAAGCGAUGAAAAGAGAUACCUACAAGUUUAAAUCAGGAUAUGCACGAGCUUGAUGACAUUUAGGUACUAUGAGAGUAAUGAGUGUCAGUUUUGUGGUGUGGAUUUUUAUUUGUUAUGUGGUUGGUGUAAGUGUUCUGGCAUUUAGUGAAUCACCGGUAUCAGAAACAAAACUAUCCAAGUGUUAUGACGACUUUAACAGGCCUCAGAGAUGCAUUCCAGGAUUUGAAAAUGCUGCAUUCAAUGCAAUAAUAGCAGCAACAAAUACUUGUGGACAAGACGGACCCUCUGAAUAUUGUGAGCAAACAGGUGAUAGCAAAAUAAGAAAAUCGUGUGAUUGGUGCCAUCCAAAUCAGCACCAUUCGCAGUUUAUGACCGAUUUCCACAAUCAAGAAAAUCCAACAUGGUGGCAGUCGGAGACAAUGUUGAAGGGAAUCCAAUUUCCAAAUCAAGUUAAUCUAACUUUAAAGUUUGGAAAAGCUUUUGACGUUACAUACAUACGAAUAUGGUUUUGGUCUCCUAGACCCGAAAGUUUCUUUAUAUCCAAGAAGACAACUGAAGAUGGCCCUUGGAUUCCAUACCAAUACUAUAGCGCUACUUGUAGAGACACAUACGGAAUUCCAGAAUCAGUACACACUAUACGAGGGGAAGAAACAAGAGCACUUUGUUCGUCUGAAUAUUCAGACAUGUCUCCUCUACGAGGUGGAAACGUUGCGUUUGGCACAUUGGAAGGAAGACCGUCGGCGUACAAUUUCGAUGACAGUCCUGAGUUACAGGAAUGGGUAACUGCUACGGACAUUAUGAUAACCUUGGAUAGACUAAAUACAUUCCGAGAUGAAGUUUUUGGUGACGAAAAAGUUCUGAAAUCCUAUUUCUAUGCCAUUGCUGAUGUUGCCGUUGGUGCCAGAUGCAAAUGUAAUGGACAUGCCUCAGAAUGUGUCUUCUCCAACCGACACGACGGUCAUCAUGCCAGGACAUGUAGAUGCCAGCACAAUACUGCUGGUCCCGAUUGUAAUGAGUGUUUGCCUUUUUACAAUGAUGUACCUUGGGAAAGAGCUACGGCCAGAAAUGCUUACGAAUGCAAAGAAUGCAAUUGUAACGGCUACUCCAACAGAUGCUACUUUGACCAAAAGCUGUAUGAGAAAACAGGCCACGGAGGCCACUGUCUGGACUGUAUAGCCAACAGAGAUGGUGCUAAUUGUGAAAAAUGCAGGGACAAUUUUUACAUGAGAGACGAUGGCUUUUGCACUCCAUGUGAUUGUGAUAGAGUUGGUUCUAGAACGUUGCAAUGCAAUUCAGAAGGAAAAUGUCAGUGCUUACCUGGAGUAAUCGGAGAAACAUGUGACCGAUGCCAAGUCAAUUUUUAUGAUUUUUCCCACUAUGGUUGCCAAAGUUGUAGUUGUCUGGAAAUGGGAUCUGCUUAUAAUAUACCAAAAUGUGACUCAUAUUCAGGAACUUGUUACUGUAAAGAAAAUGUGGAAGGAAAACGUUGUCAAGAAUGCAAACCAGGAUACUUCAACCUUCAAUACGACAACCCAUUCGGAUGCACUCCGUGUUUCUGUUACGGCCAUUCUUCCAGUUGCAAAUCUGCUAUAGGUUAUUCCAAAUAUGCCAUCGAGUCUUCAUUUUCACGAAACAACGAAAAGUGGGCAUCGGAAGAUAUUUAUGGAAGUCCUUCAACCAUAAAAUACGAUUCUUUCACCCAAAGUGUGGGUGUGAGAGCGGUAGGCGAAGAUAUCGUGUAUUUUGUAGCACCGCAUCGGUUUUUGGGAGACCAACGGGCCUCUUAUAAUCAAGUAUUGGAAUUCGUGUUGAGGAUUGGGGAUAACAGACCAGUUCCUUCAGCUACCGAUGUGAUUAUUGAGGGUAAUGGGGAGUCUGUUACGAAUACUAUAUUUUCCCAACAAAACAGACUGCCUUCAACACAGGCACAGAAAUUUAGUUUCCGUCUCCACGAACAUCUUGAUUAUGGCUGGCAACCAAGCCUUUCACCAAGAGCUUUUAUUUCCAUAUUGACCAAUAUUACUGCAAUCAAAAUAAAGGGGACGUAUACUCCAGACGGGGUUGGGUAUUUGGAUGAUGUUAAACUAGAAACUGCUGUAAGAGGAGUUGCCGGGGAACCAGCUCACUGGAUCGAAUCCUGUGACUGCCCAACAGGAUACAUCGGCCAGUUUUGUGAAUCAUGCGCUCCUGGGUACCGACAUUCUGCAGCAUUUGGAGAUCCGUUUCUACCUUGUGUACCUUGCGACUGUAAUAACCACGCAAGUAUUUGUGAUUCUGAAACAGGCAAAUGCAUUUGUCAACAUAACACCGUAGGAGAAAAUUGUCAGUUUUGUGCUCGAGGUUACUACGGAAAUGCAUUAAAAGGUACCGUAAACGACUGCCAACCCUGCGAUUGCCCAAAUAACGGACCUUGUCUCCAAAUUGACGACAACACUGUUAUGUGCACCGAAUGUUCCACAGGUUAUAACGGGCCUCAUUGUGAUGUUUGUGCCGAUGGUUAUUUUGGUGAUCCUACUGGUAGAUACGGAGAUGUGAGACCUUGCCAGCCAUGCCAAUGUAACAAGAACAUAGAUACCAAUGCAAUUGGUAAUUGUAACACAACUACUGGAGAAUGUCUUAAGUGUAUAUUUAAUACUGGAGGCUCUAAAUGUGAAGUUUGUUUACCAGGUUUUUAUGGAAAUGCAUUAGUUUUACCCAAAGGAGACUGCAAACGCUGUGAGUGUCAUCUUCCAGGAACCGAAACGGACGUAAGAAGUGCCGAGUUAUGUGACCAAACUACGGGAACUUGUCAAUGUAAAAACCACGUUGUCGGAAGAAAUUGCGACAAAUGCGAAAAUGGUUACUUCGAUUUGCAUAGCGGGAAUGGAUGCCAAAGCUGCAAUUGCGAUUUGGUCGGGUCGGUGAAUCAGACGUGUGAUGCUAUUUCUGGACGGUGUUACUGUAGACCAGGCGUAACUGGGUUGAGGUGUGAUCGUUGCGAAACCAAGCAUUAUGGAUUUUCUACAGAAGGUUGUAAAAGAUGUGAAUGUGAUCCUCUUGGGUCGGUAGAUUUACAAUGUGACGAUACCGGCCAAUGUUUUUGUUUUGACAACGUUGAUGGUAAAAAAUGUGACAGAUGUAAAGAAAACAAAUAUGACCGCCAGAGAGGUUGUAUCGACUGUCCUGAAUGUUACAAUUUGGUACAAAAUUCAUUAGACACUCACACAGACAAAUUAGACCAGUUGGAACAAAUUUUAGAUGAUAUUGAAAAUCAACCAACAGUCAUACCAGAUGAAGAAUUUCCAGAUAAUUUAAAUAAAGUGAAAGAUCAAAUUGCCGAUUUACAUAAAAAUGUUACGCAAACUUUUGGAGAUCAAAGUUCUGUGUUACAAUUAAAAGAAAUUGAAGAAGACACUGAGGAAUUGCAUAAGAGUGUCUCAGAUAUACAAGAAACUUUAGAUACCAUAAAAAAUAAUAAUUUGUUCACUACAAAUAGUUUAAAUCAUAUUGAUGAUUUGUUAAAUGAAGCUAGUGAAAAAAUGGAGGAGAUUGAGGGUGACAUCGUGUUAAGAGGUAAGACGUCGUUAAAAGAAGCGCAAGAGAGAGCUACUAUUGCUGGUGAUCAUUCCGAAAAGAUGACCACUAUUUCCCAAGAUGCUAGAGAUUUGGCUCAAAACUUAGAACAACAUGCUACUAACAUAAAAAAUGCAGCUGAAAAGGCAAAAAUUGAUUCCACAGAAGCAUACAAACUUGUGAAAAAUGCAGUAGGAAAACAAGCACACCUUAUGGAAUUGAUCAGGUAUUUAAAAGUCGAAUUGGAGAAAACAGAACAACAAUUAUACGCCUCGAAAGAGUGGACCAAGGAGGUCAGCGAGAAAGCUCAUACCGUAAAGAAGAAUGCUUUAACUUUAUUCACGGAAGUUGAAAAUCUUAAUAUACCAAAGUUAAACAUCGAAGACUUCAAACAGAAGUCAGAUGAAUUGAAGCAGAAAGCAAUUUUGUAUAGAGCUAGAUCUGGCAUUGUUUUUAAGGAAAGCGAAGAUUUGAAAAAAGAUGUUGAAAAACAAAUUAAGUUGGGAAUGGAUCUAAUACAGCAAGCUAUUGAUCAACAGGAGGAACUGAAUGAUCUAAGGAAUGAUUUGGUUUUAUACGAAAGUCAAGAAAAAAUCGUCAUUAACCUUUGGAAUGAAAUAUGGAGUAAUGCUGAGAAUAAUUAUAAAUUAUUAAAAGAAUUUGACACACAAACGAAAAAAAGCAAAGAAGACGCUGAAGCUGCUUUAAAAUCUGUAAAAAAUGUAGAAAGCAUAAUUGAUGACGUCUUUAAACAAAUGAAAUCGUACGACAAAGAGCUAGACCAAGCUAAAAAUAAUGCCGAUGUGGCAUUAGAAAAAGCACAACAGGCAAACGUGUUAGCUAAAAAUGCUUCUGUAAAAGCUUGUGAAAUCAAGCAUGAAUCAGAACUACUUUAUAAAAACUCCACAGCUUUGGUAGAGGAAGCUGGGCUCAUGUUUGAUAGAGUCCAAAAUACAGAAGGAGAAUUGAAAAUAUUGGUUCAAAAAACGAAAAGCAAUACGAGUUUAAUAAACGAAGUAAAGGAAAAAGUUGGUAGAGCCGAAAAAGAUACAGAAGAGGUCUCGAAUAAAGUGCGCCAUCUAUUAUCGGAUAUUGAAAACAUAAUGUAUGAAUUACAAAACUCGCCUGGCAUAGACGAGACCGAUGUAGACAGAUUGGAGGAACAAAUAAAAAUUACUGAAGAAAAAAUAAAAGCUGCAAAACUAGAUGAAAAGCUGCAACGGUUGCAAGACGACAAAAAAAUGAAAGAUGAAUUAAUCGAAAGAUACAAGAAACAAAUAAUAUUAUUGCAAGAUGAGGUUGAUAAUAUUGAACAAGUUGUGGAUGCCCUUCCAUCAGGAUGCUAUAGGAGAAUAGAGCUUGAACCAUAGUAAACAUUUAAAAUAUAUUUGUGUUGUUAUGUUUUACAUUAAAACCUUUUUACAUGAUUUUUUAAUAAAGUUACUAAAUUAUUA